Messenger RNA from Saccostrea echinata, 870 nucleotides. RefSeq lists its product as uncharacterized. The transcript has a single exon. Gene Ontology annotation, molecular function: DNA binding; nucleotide binding; DNA-directed DNA polymerase activity. The record is from RefSeq and is a predicted model, not a curated record. The coding region runs from base 1 to 870 and encodes 289 amino acids. Gene Ontology annotation, biological process: DNA replication. NCBI's taxonomy places the organism in Eukaryota, Metazoa, Mollusca, Bivalvia, Ostreida, Ostreidae.
AUGGGAUAUACUUUAGAGCGGAUUUACGAGGUUUGGCAUUUUCCAGAAAGCAGUAAAGAUUUAUUCAGAUCUUACAUCGAUACCAUCUUAAAGAUCAAACAGGAAGCUUCUGGAUUCCCACCUGAUUGUCAGACGGAGGAACAAAAACUAGAUUACAUUCGUAAAGUAAUAGACAGAGAAGGGAUUAGAAUGAACCUGUUAAAUAUAGAAAAAAAUCCGGUGCGAAGAACGAUAGCCAAACUCUUUUUAAAUUGCUUGUGGGGAAAAUUCGCUCAACGCCUGUUGUUACCUAAAAUUCGAUACUUGACCGAAGAAGAGGAAGUACAGCAACUCUUACAAGAUUCGACCAUUGACAUCAAAGGGCUAGAACUCUUAGAAAAUAAAGAGCAGCCCGAGUCGGACAUGAUGCUGGUGAAUUAUCAAGAGAAACAGGAAUUUGUAGAAGAGUGUCCCUUCGGAAACGUGGUACUGGCCUGUUUCACUACCGCUCAUGCCCGAUUACACCUCUACGAGACUUUACAACCUUUAGGAAAUCGGGUCCUUUAUUUCGAUACGGACAGUAUCAUAUACCAACAUAAGGAGGGACAAUUUAAUCCUACCCUUGGCAACAGUUUAGGAGAAUGGACCGAUGAAUUAGACGGGGACCACAUUAUCAAAUUCAUGUCAGGAGGCCCCAAAAAUUAUGCUUACCUCACCGCCAAGGGAAAUUCCGUGUGUAAAGUCAAAGGAUUGACUCUUAAUUAUCGGGCUUCCAAUAUCGUGUCACCAGAGACAUUAGAAAAAAUGCUCAAGAAAUUGAUGAAAUCCAAGUCUCUUAUCCUUACAAAAUACAGAGGACUCGUCAACAUGAAGUCAAGACAGUACCUUUAG